Messenger RNA from Peniophora sp. CBMAI 1063, 975 nucleotides. Lineage: Eukaryota; Fungi; Basidiomycota; Agaricomycetes; Russulales; Peniophoraceae. The record is from the annotation of a GenBank genome assembly.
AUGAUUGGCCUCGUCUCUCUCGCUCUCGCCGCCCUCCCGCUGGCCCGCGCUCACGGUGGUGUGCUGUCCUACUCGAUCGAAGGUACAUUGUACCAAGGUUGGGCGCCUUACAACUCGCCCACUGGUCAGACGACGAUCCAGCGCCCGUGGUCGACGUACAACCCCAUCACCGACGCCACAGACCCGACGAUCGCCUGCAACGACGACGGCUCUUCCGGCGCGCUCCAGCUCACCGCCAACGCGAAGGCUGGCGACAAGAUCACCGCCUACUGGAACCAGGUCUGGCCCCAUGCCAUCGGUCCCAUGCUCACGUACCUCGCGCAAUGCCCGGGCAGCACUUGCACCGGCGUCGAUGCGUCCACGCUCAAGUGGUUCAAGAUCGACGAGGCUGGUCUCAUCAGUGGCUCCGCCGCGUCCGGCACCUGGGGUGACGGUCUCAUGAUCGACAACAACAGCUCUUGGACGACCACGAUCCCGUCCAGCAUCCCCAACGGCGACUACCUCAUCCGUUUCGAGACCAUCGCGCUUCACUCGCUCCCCGCACAGUUCUACCCCGAGUGCGCUCAGCUCCACAUCACUGGUGGCGGCAACGUCGCGCCCACGGCCGCUGAGCUCGUCUCUUUCCCGGGUGCCUACAGCAACUCUGACCCUGGCCUCUCCCUCAACGUCUACACGAACGAGGCCGCGGCAAUGACCUGCUACCCGAUUCCGGGCCCGCCGCUCUACUCCGGUGCCCAGUCUUCGUACCCUGCCCCUUCGUGCGCGUCCACUGGCUCCGGCUCCGGCUCCAGCUCUGGCGGCUCUGGCUCUAGCGGUUCCGCGACCGCAAGCGCUCCGGCGGCUUCCUCCACGAGUGCCGCGGGUACCGUUGCUCAGUACGGCCAGUGUGGCGGUACUGGAUUCACCGGCGCUACUGCGUGCGUCUCGCCGUUCACCUGCCACGUCGUCAACGAGUACUACUCGCAGUGUCUCUGA